This is a messenger RNA of Cydia amplana, 1021 nucleotides long. RefSeq lists its product as uncharacterized. The record is from RefSeq and is a predicted model, not a curated record. The transcript is spliced from 2 exons. Lineage: Eukaryota; Metazoa; Arthropoda; Insecta; Lepidoptera; Tortricidae. Bases 27 to 995 code for a protein of 322 amino acids.
GGAGAUUCAACGGUACAGACUCCAAAAUGAAGUUCGCAAUUCUCGCCGCCCUUGUUGCCCUGACCGUCGCUGCGCCCCCCAGCAACGACGAGCAGCUCAUCAUCACCAAGAAGUUCUACCCCGACUCCUUCGCCGUCUACACCGGCCACUACGACAUUGUCGACAUCGUCGUACCCCUCAACCAGAUCAACUACUCCGAUGACAGUAAUGAAAUCACUGACGAAACUAUCACCAUCUUUUUCGUCGAAGCUGAUGUCAAAGACGAUGGAACUUACGACUACAAAGGAUUGUACACCUACAAGAAUGGCGUAGCCAAGAAGGUGCUUGAGAACGGACAGUGCACCACUUAUUAUAAGGACAAGAUCGUCUACUUCGGCGCUAGCGACGGCAUCUACAAGUACAACGAACAAGAUCAGACUGCGACCAAAUAUGGUACCGUUUCUGACAGCGUCAUCAGAAUGGCUGUUGAUACUGAACAUGCUAACGUAUAUUACUUGACCUCAGACUAUGUUCUGUACAAAUAUGAUGAAGGUGAGAAGGUGGCCACUGAAGUUGAAGCAGUUAAAGACGCUAGAGACAUAGUCUUAGAUUUCGACGGUAUCAUGUAUUUCUAUGAUGGCAGCCACCAGUUCUACACUUACAACGGCCAGCGCGUCCUUAAAAUCGAGGGUCUCCCGGCGCACUCUACUAAAGUAACACUCAUCAGGUCUCCAUAUAUGUGCAUCCAGGCUUUCGCUGUCAUUGACGGCCGUCUUUAUAAGCUGAACGUUGACGGUACCAGCGAGAAGACGCCAGUUAAGUUCCAGUCUCAACCGACUGCGUACGCCCCGGACACCAUUCUGUACCAAUACUAUGCAUACAAGCAGAAGAUUUACCUGUACAACCUGGUUACCCUGUGUGCUGAUAAGAACUUUGAUGAACUGAAUGAGUUCUUUGAAGAUAAGCAGGAACAGGUCAACGCUUACAAGAACACUAAGAUUUCUAGCCGUUUGUAAUUUUGUUUGUUGUUUUGACUGAAUAA